AUUUAGGUAUUUUCCUAUUCAAACAGAUAGGAGUUGAUUUUGCAUUAGCAAAACAGCUGCUUGCAGGCGAGGAUAAUAUGGCCACCGAGUGAACCGACUGUACAAGAAACGGACUUUAUCUACAGAGACGCCGCAGAGAGCAGAUGAACGGGUCAGUCGGGCCAAUGCGUGUGUUGGUGACGGGCGGCAGUGGGCUGGUGGGGCGAGCGAUAGAACGGGUGGUGAAAGAGGAGGGCGGAGGGAGAGAAGGAGAAACAUGGAUAUUCCUGUCGUCCAAAGAGACCAAUCUUGUGAGCGCUGAAGAGACGAGAGCAGCCUUCGAGAGACAUCGUCCGACGCACGUCAUUCAUUUGGCCGCAAUGGUUGGAGGUCUCUACAGAAACAUGAGACAGAACCUGGACUUCUGGAGGAAUAAUGUGCACAUCAAUGACAACGUGCUGCACACGUCUCAGGAGUUCGGCGUGGUGAAGGUCGUUUCCUGUCUGUCUACGUGUGUUUUUCCAGAUAAAACCACCUACCCUAUAGAUGAGACUGUGAUGCACAGCGGUCCCCCGCAUGAGUCGAAUUACGGUUAUGCGUAUGCCAAACGCAUGAUUGACGUCCACAACAGGGCGUUAUUUCAGCAGUACGGUUUGAAAUACACAGCCGUCAUCCCCACCAACAUGUUCGGACCCCAUGAUAACUACAACAUUGAGGACGGUCACGUGAUGCCAGGACUGAUCCACAAGACGUACCUGGCCAAGAAGGAAGGUAAACCUCUGCAGGUCUGGGGUUCGGGUCGUGCUCUGCGUCAGUUCAUCUAUUCUCUGGAUCUGGCUCGUCUGUUUCUGUGGGUUCUGAGGGAGUACGACGAGGUGGAGCCCAUCAUUCUCUCAGUCGGGGAGGAGGAUGAGUUGACUGUAAAGGAGGCUGUGGAUGCUGUGGUUGAAGGAUUCGGGUUCGAAGGGGAAGUUAUUUAUGACACUAGUAAAUCAGACGGUCAGAUCAAGAAAACCGCCAAUAACGGCAAACUACGCAAAUACCUACCAGACUUCAAGUUCACACCGUUCAAACAAGCCGUCAAGGAGACGUGUGAUUGGUUUGCGGCCAAUUAUGACUCCGCCCGUAAAUAAAGAUCUAACAUCUGAUUGGCUGUGAAGAGUUUGAACGCCGUUCGAUGCUGGAAAACCAAACCCAAGUCUGAUCAGACACUUCCUUAAAUAUAAGGAAGACAAAAUCGUUGGACACCGCCACUGAAGAUCAACUUUAAUGUUUUUCUCAAUGUGCAAUCACUAAUUCCAUCUUAAACGCCUCUGAUUGGCCACUGUGUUCAUGAAAUCAACAGAUAUAUCUAUGACUGGCUGCAUUUCUCAACACUACGAAAGCAUUGACGGGGUUGUUUAUACGUGUAUGACGUAGGAAACUGUGACA
Carassius carassius (crucian carp) is the source of this 1410-nucleotide messenger RNA. RefSeq names its product GDP-L-fucose synthase-like. The transcript has 10 exons. The coding region runs from base 144 to 1112 and encodes 322 amino acids. The record is from RefSeq and is a predicted model, not a curated record. Gene Ontology annotation, molecular function: GDP-L-fucose synthase activity. Gene Ontology annotation, biological process: nucleotide-sugar biosynthetic process. Lineage: Eukaryota; Metazoa; Chordata; Actinopteri; Cypriniformes; Cyprinidae.